Podospora pseudocomata is the source of this 2141-nucleotide messenger RNA. RefSeq names its product Nitrogen permease regulator 2 (gene NPR2). Gene Ontology annotation, biological process: positive regulation of autophagy; negative regulation of TORC1 signaling. The record is from RefSeq and is a predicted model, not a curated record. Lineage: Eukaryota; Fungi; Ascomycota; Sordariomycetes; Sordariales; Podosporaceae. Bases 228 to 1883 code for a protein of 551 amino acids. Gene Ontology annotation, cellular component: GATOR1 complex; vacuolar membrane. Gene Ontology annotation, molecular function: GTPase activator activity. The transcript has 3 exons.
UGUCUUUCAUCCCCUCAACCCUAUCCCCCAUUCAUCGGCUGACUUGAACUUCAGAGUUCUUUCACCCAGUCUACGGCACGUAAGGAAUUGGUCUCAUAUUUCACCACUUAGACUCAUCAAAAUCAUAUCUUUUUGAGUUUUGCGCAGUCACGCCAAACACUCAACUUCUUCAAAUCAUAACUCGGGUGGGAAUUGCGGGGCUUCCAGACGACACCCAUUGAAACACCAUGAUUCAGGGUAUUUUCUAUGCCCGCUUCCUUCCCCAAGAAGGCACAAAGAUUGUGGCUCAGUCACCGCCCGGCUGCAUUGUUCCAGUCACAACCCCGGGUCCCAAUACGGCUCCUGUUCCCUCGCAAACAAUCAGCAACCUCAAUGCUAGCAUCACAUCUUCCUCAACGACGCCUGGCACCUCAACAACCACACCCGCCAUAAAAUCUCCAUUAUUUGACUUUGCGGUCCUGUCCGAGUACAUCAUUCCUAGGGAGCCGUUCCGCAACAGGUACAUCACCGUGACCGACCCAGACAACAAAUACCUUGUCCUUGGUUUCCCUGUUUCUAUCCCAGACCCCCGGUAUCACCGCAAUGAGUUCAUCUUCAAUUUUGGUCUCGUGGUCGAUCACGAUGUCGAUCAGGUUCCUUAUGAGAGGGUUGUUCGACGGCUGGCGAUUACCUUUGCGGAAAUGGAAAGGCAGAGCGGGUAUCUCAGCCAAGACCAGACUAAGGCCCAGGGAGAGUGCGCGUGGGAAGAAAGGAGGGACAAGAUUGAGGAUGGGGGCUUCUUUUUGACGAGGAGGCCGAUUGAGAGUUUGUUGGAGAUCAUCAAGGAGGAUUUGAAUAAUUAUGGAGAGUGCAUGAUCCCCGUUGACGACGCCAACACCAUCAACAUGAAGCUCUUCCCUUACCACCCCAACCCACCAGAAGUCAAAAGCUGGCACGUCCCGGUAGCAAAAAUGAAACUCGCCGACAUCGUCGACCCAACCUGGGACCUGACCCUCCAAAAGGUAAUCGCCCACAUCGACGGCGUCUCCGACGUCCGCCGAAUCGCCUUCCAAGCAGACGUCUCCCUAGAACUAACCCAACUCGCUCUCCGCCACCUCCUCUACUACGACACCAUCCUCCUCCUCGACAUGUUCUUCUUCUCCUCCUGCUACGCCCCCCGCCCCGGAAUCCACGAUUUCAUCGCCAACGUCGACGGCAUGGUAGAUGAAUGCGCCAAUUACGUCUGCGUGGGCGCACUGAGAAUUAAUUCCAACGACAAUGACAAGUAUUCCAACCCCAGGUCGUCGUCAACCACCACCCUCAACAACUCCUCCGCCAUGAACUCCUUCUCCACCACCCCUCGAUCCUCCUCCCACCACCUCUCCACCUCGCCCAACAAUUUGUCUCCAGAAACUCACUCCCACCACCCCACCUCCCCCUUCCACAACCCAUCCUCCUCCUCCUCCCUCCUCUCCAUCGAACGAGACCACCGCCUACCAAAUUAUAUACUCAUCAAACUAAUGACCACCUUUGCCCCCUCAAAAACGGUAAUGGAGUGGCUAAAAAUGCACAUGGACGCCGGGAUAGACGUCCUCAGAUACGUCGACGUCCGGAGGUUGGUGCAGUUUGGUGUGAUAAAAGGUUGUUUGUACCGUGUUCACAAGCAUGUGGUGUCGAAGCAGUAUCUAGCCUCGUUAGCGACGGGUCAAAGUAGGAGGUUGACUGAACGGGAGGCCGCGGCUAGGGGAGGCGGGAGAAGGGAUCCGCUGCAAAAGUACACGGAUGGGUGUCAUUGUUUUGAUGAGAUCAUCACCGAGAUGGACAUGACGGAAGCGGAGGUGAUGGAGCGGCUGAAGGGGUUCAGGGGGGCGCCGGCGGGGGAUUUGACGGUGCUCCAUCGCUGAUGAUGCGAGCAAAGGGAUGAUGUAGGCUUUUGGAAAAAAAUGAUCAGAAAUCUCUGGGGGGAAAUACUGAGAAGGUCUAGCAGCGAGGAGGCCUACCUAUUUGGAGUAGCAAUCUUUCUUUUUUCUUGGUCCGCAAACGUAUUUGGAUUGGAGCUUUUUUAUUUACCUACGUUUCUACCUGCAACACUUCAUCCGGGUUCAUGUGCACACAUACAAUAAUGUACAACAGAGUAUAAUGCAUCUGAUAUAAUACAAGCC